AUUAAAUAUUUUCCUGAUAAAGAGCAAACAGAAGAAGCGAAGGGAAAGAUGGCAUUGAGAAAAAGGUGGUUAGUACUUAGUAAUGGCGACAGGAGCAGGAGUGUGUGUGUGUCUUAGGAAAAAAUAAUAAAAAAAAAAGUAAUUUUGGGGGGAGAGAGAGAGAGAGAGGGUGACGGCGUUAGAUGCAUGUGGAUGUGGGUUUGGAAUAGAGAAAGAGAAAGAGAAAGAGAAAGAGAAAGAGAAGAGUGAGGAGUGAGGAGGAAGAGGUUGUCCUUUACAGACUGUAGUUACUCCCUCGCCCCCACCAACCAACACUCUCUUCUCUUCUCUCUUCAUUUUUAUAAAAUCACAAUUCGCUAACCCUACUCUACUCUACUCUUAUUAUUAUUAUUAUUACUAUGCUACACUUUCUCUUUCUCCUUCUCCACCUAGGGUUCCUCUCUCUACAUGAAUAAUUAACGUUUCUCACUUUCUCUUUCUUUCACUCUCCGAUGAAUAACCUCUUUGUCUUCUUCUUCGCCCUUCUUCUUCUUCUUCUUCUUCUUGCUUCUUCUUCCGCCACCUCCUUCUCCGAGUUCCGAUCCCUACUCGAGUUCAAGAAAGGGAUAACGCAAGAUCCGCUCAAGCUUCUAGAAUCAUGGACCUCCAACUCCGUCGCCGACUCCGCCGCCACGUGUCCGCCGUGGAAGGGCGUCUUCUGCGACGAGGAGACCGGCAACGUAACCGCCGUGGUGCUCGACCGCCUCAGCCUCGGCGGGGAGCUCAAGCUGCACACGCUGCUCGACCUCAGGAUGCUGCGGAACCUCUCACUCGCCGGGAACCACUUCACCGGGAGGCUUCCCCCCGCCUUAGGCUCGCUUACCUCGCUGCAGCACUUGGAUCUCUCCGAUAACAGAUUCUACGGGCCCGUCCCGGCCCGGAUCAGCGAGCUUUGGGCCCUAAAUUACCUCAAUUUGUCUCACAAUAAGUUCAAGGGCGGGUUCCCGAGCGGGCUCGGGAACCUCCAACAGCUUCGGGUUCUCGAUUUGCGCGCCAACGAGCUAUGGGCCGAAAUUGGGGAGGUGCUCUCCACGCUCCGCAACGUGGAGCGCGUGGAUAUGAGCCUGAAUCAGUUCUUCGGCGGGCUUUCGCUCUCGGCUGAGAAUGUUUCGGGCUUGGCGAACACUGUGCAUUUUCUGAACUUGAGUUAUAACAACUUGAAUGGGCCCUUCUUUGACGGAAGUGCUGUUAGUUUGUUUCGCAACUUGCAGGUUUUGGACUUGAGUAAUAACUCUGUUUCGGGGGAGCUUCCUUCUUUUCAGUCUUUGCCCUCGCUUCGCGUUUUGAGGCUUCGCGGGAAUCAGUUGUUUGGGUCUGUGCCGGAGGAGCUGUUGCAGACGGACCUGCAGAUGGAAGAGGUGGAUCUUAGUGUCAAUGGGUUUACUGGUUCAAUUGCUGUAAUCAACUCAACAACUUUAAAUAUUUUGAAUCUUUCAUCCAAUAGUUUAUCAGGCUUAUUGCCAACAUCUUUGAGUAGAUGUUCGGUCAUUGACUUGAGCAGGAAUAUGUUAUCUGGUGACAUUUCUGUUAUACAGAACUGGGAAGCCCCUUUAGAGGUUAUUGAUCUGAGUUCAAACAAGCUGUCAGGAUCAUUGCCUCCUAGUUUAGGAACCUAUUCAAAACUGUUUACCGUUGACUUAAGUUUAAAUGAACUUAAUGGAUCGAUUCCUCGGGGCUUAGUUACUUCACCGUCAGUGACAAGACUAAAUCUUUCUGGAAAUCAACUUUCAGGGCCACUUCUGCUUCAAGGUUCAGGAGCCAGUGAAUUACUACUUAUGCCUCCUUAUCAACCAAUGGAAUAUCUUGAUGUGUCUAAUAACUCAUUAGAAGGUGUCUUGCCUUCUGAAAUAGGUAGGAUGGGUGGGCUCAAACUGCUGAAUCUGGCAAGGAAUGGCUUUUCAGGGCAGCUGCCAAAUGAAUUGAACAAACUUAAUUAUUUGGAGUACCUUGAUUUGUCUGACAACAAAUUUACUGGAAAUAUUCCUGAUAAGCUUUCAUCUAGCUUAACUGAAUUUAAUGUGUCCAAUAAUGAUCUAUCUGGUCGUGUUCCUGAAAAUUUGCGGCAGUUCUCUCCUUCAUCGUUUCGCCCUGGAAAUGGAAAGCUAAUGUUACCAAAUGACUCUCCUGAAGCUUCUUCGGUGUCUGAUAACAUUCCAGAUAAUGGUAGACAUCAUAGUUCAAAGGGUAAUAUCAGGAUAGCAAUUAUUCUUGCCUCAGUGGGUGCUGCUGUUAUGAUUGCUUUUGUCUUAUUGGCUUAUCAUCGAACACAAUUAAAAGAAUUUCAUGGAAGAAGUGAGUUCACUGGCCAAAACACCAGAAGAGAUGUGAAGUUGGGAGGACUUACGAGGUCUUCCCUCUUCAAGUUCAAUACAAAUGUUCAACCCCCAACAACUUCAUUGAGCUUUUCAAAUGACCACCUGUUGACUUCCAAUUCGAGGUCACUCUCUGGUGUACAGUCAGAGUUUGUAACUGAAAUUUCUGAGCAUGGCUUACCUCAGGGAAUGGUGGCUACUAGUUCAGCACCUGUAACUCCUAGUUUGAUGGAUAACCCUCCGACUUCAUCUGGAACGAAGUCUUCUCCAGGUUCCCCAUUGUCGUCCUCACCCCGUUUUAUUGAGGCUUGUGAAAAGCCAGUGAUGUUGGAUGUUUACUCACCAGAUCGGCUGGCUGGGGAACUGUUUUUCCUGGAGUCUUCCCUAGCAUUCACUGCAGAGGAAUUAUCUCGAGCUCCAGCUGAAGUUCUUGGCAGAAGUAGCCAUGGCACUUUAUACAAAGCAACUCUGGACAGUGGUCAUAUGUUGACUGUAAAAUGGUUACGAGUGGGAUUGGUCAAACAUAAAAAGGAAUUUGCUAGAGAAGUUAAAAGGAUUGGUUCUAUGAGGCAUCCAAACGUUGUCCCAUUACUAGCAUACUAUUGGGGGCCUCGGGAACAAGAGAGGCUUCUUUUGGCUGACUAUAUACAUGGGGACAGCUUGGCCCUUCAUCUCUAUGAGAGCACACCCCGGAGGCACUCCCCAUUAUCAUUCAGCCAGAGAAUAAGAGUUGCUGUUGAUGUUGCUAAAUGUCUUCUAUACCUUCACGAUCGAGGACUUCCCCAUGGAAAUCUAAAGCCAACAAAUAUACUGUUAGCAGCACCCGAUUACAAUGCUCGUCUUACUGACUACGGUCUGCACCGGCUGAUGACACCGGCUGGAAUUGCAGAGCAGAUACUAAAUCUUGGAGCACUUGGAUACCGUGCUCCCGAACUUGCUACUGCAUCCAAACCAGUUCCAUCCUUUAAGGCUGAUGUGUAUGCGCUUGGUGUGAUCCUAAUGGAAUUGUUAACAAGAAAAAGUGCAGGUGACAUAAUAUCAGGGCAAUCAGGUGCUGUGGAUCUUACAGAUUGGGUUAGGCUGUGUGAGCGGGAAGGAAGGGUAAUGGACUGUAUUGACAGAGACAUUGCCGGAGGGGAAGAAUCCUCCAAAGAGAUGGAUGAACUGCUCGCAAUAUCUCUCAGGUGUAUUCUCCCUGUAAAUGAGAGGCCUAACAUCAGACAAGUUUUUGAGGAUCUCUGUUCAAUAUCCGUUUGAAAUUUUUGUACAUGCGUCUGGGAAUUAGUUUUUUAUUUUUGGUUCCUCGACCCAUUGUUAUUUUCUCAUUCUUUGUACCCAUCUCGUCUCCCCUCCUUAAUUGGUUUCUGGCCUUAUUUUGGGCUAAUCAUCAUAUUCUUUUCUUUUGUUAGAAAAAGAAAAUCAGUAUUUCUUGUAAAGCGACAGUCAUUGAUUAAUCGACAGUGUUUGUGUUUUGAUUUGAAA
Cajanus cajan (pigeon pea) is the source of this 3833-nucleotide messenger RNA. RefSeq names its product Leucine-rich receptor-like protein kinase family protein. NCBI's taxonomy places the organism in Eukaryota, Viridiplantae, Streptophyta, Magnoliopsida, Fabales, Fabaceae. Gene Ontology annotation, biological process: protein phosphorylation. The record is from RefSeq and is a predicted model, not a curated record. Gene Ontology annotation, molecular function: protein binding; protein kinase activity; ATP binding.